Messenger RNA from Ctenopharyngodon idella (grass carp), 1810 nucleotides. RefSeq names its product F-box protein 7 (gene fbxo7). Bases 154 to 1569 code for a protein of 471 amino acids. Gene Ontology annotation, biological process: positive regulation of autophagy of mitochondrion; autophagy of mitochondrion. Gene Ontology annotation, molecular function: protein kinase binding. Lineage: Eukaryota; Metazoa; Chordata; Actinopteri; Cypriniformes; Xenocyprididae. The record is from RefSeq and is a predicted model, not a curated record. The transcript has 10 exons.
UGACAAAUGAUGUUAUGAAACUUCACAAUGAGUUGGCAGAUUUAUAAAAGAAAUUGCUAGUAGCAUAGGACUUUUAUUUUGAUAAUCUCUCGCUCAGCAGUUUUGUUCGGCUGCAGAGUUUCUGCGCUACUUUGACGGAUCUGAAAGGGCAGAAUGAAGCUCAGGGUGAGAAUCAACAAACAGACCCGCCGACUGGAGCUGGACGGACCAGAGCCGACUCUCUCCGAGCUCAGAGUCCGGGUCAGUGAGGAGCUGCUGCCUCAGUGCGGACUGGGAUCUGAUGUGGAGUUCAGUCUGUCUCUGAACGGGACGGAGGUGCUGUUGGACACGGGACAGACUCUUUCCUCCUGUGGGGUUGUUUCUGGAGAUAUGAUCAGUGUGAUUCUGCCCCAGGGCUGUUCUCAGCAAACACAAACUGCCCCAGAAACCCCCAGCAGUUCAGAAAACACACCCGGCUCCAGUCAGGAGGCCGGUGGCGCAGAGAGCAGCAGUGCGAGGGAUUCUGGGAUGGAGGAGUGGAUGGAGGAUGAGGAGGGUGUGGGUGCCGGGCUCUUCGCUCCUUCACCACUGCUGUGCUGUGAGACGGAGGAGGACGGUGUGAUUCCACACGCGCUGGAGAGGCUGCUGGACUCGGCAAGCUGUCAGAAACCAUCAGACUGUCUGAUGCUUGCGGCGCAUCUGCUGCUGCUGGAGACCGGCUUCCUCCCGCAGGGUUCUAAUGUGAACUCAGGCGAGAUGCCGAUUGGCUGGCGGGCGGCAGGGGGCGUGUACAGGCUUCAGUACGCCCACCCACUUCUGGAGAACAGCCUGGUGUCAGUGGUCGCCGUGCCAAUGGGCCAAACGCUUGUCAUUAAUGCUGUUCUUAAGAUGGACAAGGCUAUGGAGAAUUCUCGCAAGCUGGUGCUGAAACCAGAUGAUUAUGUGACGGCUGAUUGGGCAGGUGGCAGCGCAGGCGUCGUCUACAGAGACUUAAGCAAACUGUCUCGUCUCUUUAAAGAUCAGCUGGUGUAUCCGCUUAUGGCCGCUGCCAGACAGGCGCUGGGUCUGCCGGCUCUGUUCGGUCUGGCUGUUCUUCCUCCUGAGCUGCUGUUGCGUGUGUUGCGGCUGCUGGACGUCGUCUCUCUCGUCGCGCUGUCGGCUGUGUGCCGAGACCUGAACGUCGCUACCCAUGAUCCCUCACUCUGGAGACACCUGCUGCACAGAGACUUUAGGGUGCGCUUUCCUGCAGGAAAUCAACACAGAGACACUGACUGGAGAGAGCUUUACAAAAAGAAGCACAAACAGAGGAAGGAGAAUUUACAGAGAAGGCGUUUUUAUCCACAACACAUGCCUCCGAUUUUCCCACUUUCCCCCUUCCCAUCCGGCCCGGCUCCCCUCCCCCUCCCCCUCUACCCUCCCGGCAUCAUCGGUGGAGACUACGACCAAUCGCCCGUUAUCCUGCCUCGCCCACGCUUCGACCCCAUUGGCCCACUCCCGGGUCAUCUCCCAGGAGCGGACGUUCCCAUUGGCCGACGGAGUCUGAGGCCGGGAGGGAAUCGACCAGCAGACAUCAGGAGGGGUUUCAUUUGAGCUUCAACCCACAGACUUAUUUUUUCCAAACAAGUAGAGGAUAAAAUUAUUUUGAUGGCGUUUUUUUUGUUGUUGUUGUUGUUCUUCAUUAAUUAAAGCAUUCCUGGGACGCUUUUGAAAUAGAUUCAUUAAAGGAAUAAUUCACCCAAAAAUGAACUAUUCCUUUACUAAGACAUUAACAUUAAAGAAGCAAGAUGUGUUUGAGUCGCAAAAAAAAUUUCAAUAAAAAGUCUUGACUGCU